Kickxella alabastrina is the source of this 759-nucleotide messenger RNA. RefSeq names its product adaptor-related protein complex 3 sigma 1 subunit, isoform CRA_a. Gene Ontology annotation, biological process: vesicle-mediated transport; protein transport. Gene Ontology annotation, cellular component: intracellular membrane-bounded organelle. The record is from RefSeq and is a predicted model, not a curated record. Bases 53 to 550 code for a protein of 165 amino acids. NCBI's taxonomy places the organism in Eukaryota, Fungi, Kickxellomycota, Kickxellomycetes, Kickxellales, Kickxellaceae. The transcript has a single exon.
UUUUUUCCAUUCAUUUUUUAAUAUUAUCAACAACGUCAAACCUACAAAAGAUAUGAUCCAGUCUGUACUUAUAUUUAACCAGCUAGGAAAACCGCGCCUUGUUAAAUUCUAUGAGCCUUUGGACGCGUCCAUUCAACAGACCCUCGUGCGCGAAAUCCAUACCCUCGUGUCCAAACGCCCCGACACCCUGUGCAAUUUUCUUGAAUCAAGCCAAUCAGUCAAUGGCGCGCGCAUAAUUUAUCGGCACUACGCCACACUCUUUUUCGUUUUUCUUGUCGACUCUUCCGAAAGCGAGCUGGGAAUACUGGAUUUGAUACAGGUGUUUGUGGAGGCCCUGGAUAGGGUUUUUGAGAAUGUGUGCGAGCUGGACUUGAUUUUCCAUUUCGAUGAGAUACACUAUGUUUUGGCCGAGGUUGUGUCGGCCGGGAUGGUAGUGGAGACCAAUUUGAAGGAGAUUUCGAGGGCGGUAACCGAGGCUAAGCGGAUGGCCAAGCCUGUGCAAGAAGGAUCAAGGCUGGGCAUUGGAGCGCUCAGACGUGGAUUCACUUGACGGUUACGUUUUUUAUUUUACUGUCUCACGUACUCGAUUUAAACACAUAGUAUAUCAAACGGUCGGCUAAUUCACAAUUACUAGCUCUUGAUAUCAAGGCUAAUACGCCAAAGAAAAUAAUGAGACUACAAAUAUGAAACAACUGUAUUUUAUUGCCCUUUUAUGCUUUCAGCCACAAGCACCAACAGCGCGCACCCACUCUUGUCCAU